Messenger RNA from Verticillium nonalfalfae, 6915 nucleotides. It is a transcript of the gene THO2, whose product is annotated as THO complex subunit 2. The record is from RefSeq and is a predicted model, not a curated record. NCBI's taxonomy places the organism in Eukaryota, Fungi, Ascomycota, Sordariomycetes, Glomerellales, Plectosphaerellaceae. Gene Ontology annotation, biological process: mRNA export from nucleus; mRNA processing. Gene Ontology annotation, cellular component: THO complex part of transcription export complex. Gene Ontology annotation, molecular function: mRNA binding. Bases 1 to 6915 code for a protein of 2304 amino acids. The transcript has 4 exons.
AUGGCUCCCGCCAAGCGCAAGCGACCCGAUCAAUCUUUCGACGGCAACCGACCCUCGCCCCACCGACCUGCAGAUACCGCCAUGGGUCAACGCGGUCGAGAUGGCCACGAUGGUGGUGGAAGAGGUGGCCGUGGUGGCGGCAGGAACGGCAGGAGGAACGAUCGUCGCGACUCGACGCAGAACCAGGCUGGACAAGGCGCUCCCUACCACCAUCAUCAACAAUACGCUUCUUCACCGACGACCUCUCGCCACCAGACGCCACGAGCACCAGCCGCCGCCGCCGCCGCCGCCGCCGCCCCGCCUGCUCCUCCUGUGGAACAGCCCCCUCCUGCCGCACCUGCGCCAGCAGCGACUCUCCCGGCACCGAUUUCAUCCAACUACCCCUAUGAGAUUCUCACCGAUGACAAGAUUGCGUCCUGGGACAGCGGUUCGAGGCAAGCUCUCAUCGAACACGGCGUGCAGUCAAGACAGGAUGUCGACAUCACCGAGCUGUCCAGCCUUUUCCAGGAAUUCGUGCAGUCAGUUGCCGAAUACCGCCUCAACCCUACUGAUGCCGGCGCCUGUGUCAAAGAGAUCCUUGGCCCGGAAACGAAGGAGGUUAUUAAAGAUUCUUACUCGUUCGAGCCACACACGCUCUUGCUGGACACGAUAACCAUCAUCAUGGACAACCAACCCGACCUUUGUAUCCCGGAUUUUCGGGACUUCCUCAUUGCGACGGCCAUAUCGCCGACGCUCAUCCGCCAAGUGCUGGAUGCCCCUCUUCUUCAGAAACUCGGCCUUAUCCGGGAGGUUUUUGGCAAGAUGGCCAUUCGUCACUCCACCAACAUGCUUUACCGGCAGGCCAACUACAACCUGCUGAGAGAAGAGUCGGAAGGUUACUCAAAACUGGUGACCGAGCUAUUUUCAUGCGUUGAUGACUACGACACACCCACGACCAGGGAGGCCGAGGCUGCUUUCGAGAAGAUCAAGGGGCUUAUUGGAACCUUUGAUCUCGAUGUUGGCAGAGUGCUUGACGUCGCCCUCGAUGUUCACGCCACGUCUCUAGUCAAAGCCAGCAAGUUCUUCGUGAAGCUCCUGCGCGUCAGUUCAUGGUGGCCUCGGAGUAACACGCCUUUCGAUGCCAUCAUUCAGGGUGGCCUUCCCGACUGGGCUCUUCCUCUCCCCUCCGAACUGGAUGAGUCUGCUAUUGCCGAGGUGAGGCGCCAAAGGGACAUCGGAUUCUGGGAAAGAGCACGGGAAAAGCAGAUCCAGGCCUUUUUCGAACUCGGUGGCCGACGAGCGUCAGAGCAGGAUCUCGAGCGCGCUGCAGCCGAUACUGCUGGCGCCGCGACUGAAGGCGAGGCCCUGAGAUCGUGGAUCACGGCCACCCGCACGCUUCCCCCCCAAGGGAAUCGUGUCGCUGCACAACUUUUGGGCUUCAAACUUCGAUUUUAUGCGUCCGAUUUCAGGGAAGGGCAAGCUCUCCCUGCCAACCUGCUUUACUUGGCAGCUCUGCUCAUCAAGAUUGGCUUCAUUUCUCUGAUCGACCUCUACGCACAUCUCUUUCCUUACGACGAUGACAUGCAUUCCUUCCGAGACAAACGGAUCAAGCAACUCGAAGAAAAAGAACGCGAAAGCCGCGGCGAGGCUAGCAAGAAUGCUCUCCUAACCGCUGGUGCACUCUCUGACGACACCCUGCCCCCUCCAGUACGAUCCAGGGAUACGACCACCAGACCGAAAGCAGCCUCGAAACCUGACCAGGCGGAAGGCGCGGACAAGAAGGAAGAAGAUGAGCCCCAUGAGCAAAAGGGUGCCCUGGUCAUCAGCCUUCUGACCAUCGGGGCCAUCCCCGAAGCUCUCUUUCUGAUCGGCCGCUGGCCCUGGCUGCUACAAGGCUACGCCGACAUCACAAGCCGGGUGAACAGGAUCUUGGAGUAUUCCAUCGACAAACUCUACCAAGAAACCCGACCCACCACAACAUCCUCCAUGGCGUGCCCCCCGAAGAAGGUGGCCGAUUCAGACCAGAGCGGCGUCACGAAAGGUUCAGUCCGGCGAUCCGAAAUCCCCAUUCGAAAAUCUAUGCGAUGGCCAUGGCCAGAUGGCCGCCUCGGCGUCAGUGAUCAGCACUACAGGUUCUACUGGGACGAAUGGUCCGACAACGUUCCAGUCUGCCAAACAGUCGACGACGUAUUCACCCUUUCCUCGUCGCUUCUCAACAUUGCAGGCGUCAACAUUGGCAAAAGCGAGCAGCUCCUUGUCAUGUUGGCGAGCAUUGGACAGAAGAGCCUGGCAGAGGAUCAGUCGAAACACAACCUAGACCGGUGGCAGGACCUCCUCCGCCGUAUCCUGGUGCCUGCUCUGAGCACGUCAAAGGGUGCUCCCGCGACAGCCAACCUUGUCUGGUCUCUGCUGAAACAGUACCCUAUUGCUACUCGGUAUAGCAUCUACGCAGACUGGUUCGAGGGGGCCCCCAACCGCGGCUCGGAAGUACGUCGAGCCGCCAUGGUCAAGGCCUUUGCCGACACGAAGUCUAAGGCACAAGGUGUCAUGAAGCGUAUCUCUAAGGAUAAUGCCGUGGAGAUGGGAAGAGCCCUCGCAAAACUCACGCAUUCCUCCCCCGGCGUUGUUUUCAAGGUCGCACUCGAGCUAAUGAUGUCUUACGGCAAUCUGAGUGACGUCUUCGCAGAGUGUGUCCGCUUCUUCACCGACUUAACCAAGGACGUGAUGAUCUGGUCGCUGCUGUCUGCCCUCGGCAGCAAUCAGCGGAGUCGUACACAGGCAUCCUACAUCCUGUCCAUCAGCCCAUGGCUGCUUGAGCUGUCGAAGCUUACGGGCAAGCUCUUCAAGCGUUAUCGAGAGCUGGACGCGACACCCAUCCUUCGCUAUGUGCAUGACCAGCUGCUACAUGGUAACUCGACAGAUUUGAUCAUCCUCUCGGAGCUGGUUGAUGCAAUGGGCGGUAUCGUCAACACUGCCGAUAUCGGAUAUGACGAAGUCAUCGCCAUGUCCGGCAUGGCCUUGCUUCAGCGACGAACGUUGAUCAGCCUUCAAGAUCGUCGCUUUGAGCCAGCUGUCAUUGCGAGCGCGAAACGCCUGACGCAUGCCCUUGUUGACUCUCGCCUAGCUGGACGUCUGCUAGUUAACAUUGCCCAGUUCAGACAGUCUGCUACUUUCAGACUCUCGGACGACGGCGCGCACGUCAAAUACCUUUCGUCACUUAUGGACAACAGUCACCAGAUCUUGGUUCAGUAUCUUGAUCUCUUGCGCGCGAACCUUGAGCCUGCCGAAUUUGACCGACUCGUGCCCAGCAUCAGCCAACUCAUGGCGGAAUUCGGUCUCGACGCUAGCUUCGCCUUCUCCAUUGGCCGCGAGAGUCUUGCUGCUCACAUCUUCUCCAAACCAACAACCGCGCCAAAACAAAGUUCGCAAUCAGCGCCAGAUGCUGAAGGCGAUGUGUCCAUGGGCGAUGAUGCGAUAGCCACCGAGCCUGCCCCGGACACCACGAAACCCGAGACACCCGCUCCGGAAACGCCAGGGGAAGCUCAUGUUACCGCGGCCACUAGUUUUGAUGCACUGAAUCCCAUUGUCGAAUCCCUUCGCUCAACAACACCAGAAAGCGCCUGGCAAAAGAUCAGUAUUGAGUUCUUUGCCAUUUUCUGGGCCCUUCAGCUCGGUGAUCUUGGGGUUCCUUGGGCACCUUACCAUGCUCAGCAAGCUCGUCUGCAAGAACAGUACCGGCAAGUCACGAAAGAUCGCAAGCUUUUGCAAGCCCAGAAGAGUGCAAAACAAAAGGAACUGAAGGACACCAUGGAUACUUUCAUCAAGGAAAGCACCCAACAGUCCGAGAGAGUCGCCAAGGCAAAGGUCCUCAUCACCAAGCGUAUGGACACCUGGUUCAUGGGUGAGCCGCUUAAACCUAACGGUGUUUCUGAUGCCAUCCUCGAACAAUGUCUCCUUCCUCGAAUCAUUCUCUCCAAGAUCGAUUCCGAGUACUCUUUUGCCCUCAUCAAGUACAUCCAUGAACUCUCGUGCCCUAACUUCCGUCUCAUGGCACUGUACGACCGCCUCUUCAAGGCCAACAGGCUGCGCGGCAUGCUCUUCACUUGCACUGUACAGGAGGGCGUGUACCUCGGUCACUUCUUCCACCUCAUACUGCGCGAGCUCAACAAAUGGCACAAGUCCAGCGCCGACUACGAAAAGGAGGCCAUUGGCAAGAGCAAGAGGUCCGGUGGCUACCUUGGGUUUGCGACUGCAUUCGAUGAAGAAGGUCACCCGACAUCCCACCUCGACCACGCAGAGUUCCAGGACGUGCUGUAUGGGUGGCACAAAAACAUCAACUUGGCCCUCAAGGCCUGUCUUUCUGGCACCGAAUGGACUCACAUCCGCAACGCCAUCUCAUUCUUAACCGAGGCCCAUGAAGACUUCCCCGCGGUCACGUUCAUGGGCACCCAACUCCAGAGCCAGCUUAAGACUAUCGUUGCACGCGAAAAGAAUCUCAGAGGCGAUCUGUGGCUUACGGCACAGCGCGUCCUGGGCAACAUGGCUAAGAUGGAAAAGACUUGGAUUGCACCGCAAGCCUUCCGGACAAACUUGUCCACGCAAAGCGCUGCUCAAGGCAAUGAGGACGAGCAAGCAUCCAGCUCAGGCGGUAGUCUCCGAGCCACUGCACCAGAGUUUCGACCCUCACCCCAGAACGAGGACGGCGAAGUGCAGGAUGGGAAAGCUUCUUUUCCGCAGCGUUCGACAUCGACUCGAAGGGAAGCCAAAGACAGCCGAGAUGCCCGCGAAUCCCGAGACCAACGCGACACCAGAGACUCCAAGGAGCCCAAGGGUGGAGACGUUUCUCGACAAGAAAGUAGCCGUGAGAACUCAAGACCUGAGCGCCGCGGCCCAGAUUUAUCUUCGAGAGAUAGUGGUCGGCUGUCCGAAGGCGAUCGACCUCCUCGCCGCGACCAUCUUCAAAGCGGUCGAGAAGCCGAAACGUCGAAGGAGAGGUUGCCGCAGAGCACCAACCAAGGCCCUGACGUCGACAGGUCCGGUCGUGAGGCUGGGACACCCGUGGGUGGCUCUACGGCAGCAAUCGAGCCGCCCAUCAAUCCUGCGCGUGCAGCCUUGUUUCAGAACGACACCCCCUCCCGUACCGAGCGACCUGAUCGUGAACGAUCUCGAGCGCGGGACGGUGAACAAAGAGGAGCGCAGCGUCAUCAAGGGCCGGAAGGGCCGGAGCAUGACCGUUCAGAAAUCAUGAACCUUGAGCGACCCGUUCUGUUCGGCGAUGGGCGACAGGAGCCAUUGCCCCGACAACCGCGCGACGAUCCUCGUGAACGAGAUCGUGCACCGCGAAAAGACUCACCUGCACGAGGUGGCCGUGUCCACCCCGACCGACUUUCCUCAGAUCCCUUCAGAGACGCGGUCCGGGAGGAGCAGUUCGGCCGCCCUACUCAUCCUACAGAUGCCCGGAACCCUAGGAACCCACGGGACUCCAGAGACCCCAGAGACCCCAGGGAUCACAGAACAGACGAUCCCAGAGCUUCGUUCCAAAGAGGCCCUGAGAGGGACAGUGCAUUUAGUGGCUUAGACAGCAACACCACGCGGGAAGCCUUCCUUUCCAGGGCCGAACGCGACAACGGGCGGCCCAAGCAAGACGACCAAUAUGGACGCCUCAACAGCAACUAUCCGAUUGCCUCAGUCGUUGAUGCCCCUUCAGGCCCUAGAGGGCGAGGCGCACGACCGAACCCGAGGAACAACUUCAACACACCGCCUCCACCACCGCCCCGCGGUGAUAGCCGCCUUCCUCGUACCGGUAGCCCCGGCGCCUCCACUGCUGAUGAUCGACACCCUCCGGCGGGACCGUCGUCAGGCCGAGGACAUCGCGGUCAGAAUGCCUCGGGUUCUACACCCAACUCGAACGCGGUGACACCGUCAGAGCGAUCAUGGCAGGGGCCUGUCGACACUCCGGUCUCCGCAUCUCGGCCCUCGGACAGUGCCACAGCUGCUCCCGGCGUGCAUCCUGAUCGUUUGGCACAGAUGGGUCCACCGCCACCUGUGUCCGUUGGGGACGCUCAUUCACGUCAACCCACAAGCACCCCAGACCGGCCGCUGCCUUCGGGUCAAGGAUCCCAUCAUAUCCCUUCUGGGAACUUCAACGGGCCGACCCCUGACUUUGCAACUCCCACCGGGCCCGCCUCAGGAGGUGGCCGAAAGCAGGGUGGCAGAAGACAGCUUGAGGGUAUCAACAGCACACUGCAACAGGCCCAAGGCAGACCUGAUCCUGUCAAGGGCACGGCCAUCCGAGGCAGGAGCAGUCGGACUAAUCUGGCCAACUCGGAUGCUCAGAUUCUGACGGGAGGGUCGCCGGUGUCGGCGCCAGCCCACGAAGAGCACCAGGAUCCUCUUCAGUCGUCUGACAAGAGGCCCUAUGAGGGCGACGAUCAUGGCCGGGGCGAGCACGAGCGCGGUCGUAGGGAGCGCGAUCGCUCUGAACGAUCUGGUCGACCAUCUAGGAGAAGCAGCAGAGAGCGUCAGCGUAGCCCUGGAGGCCACGAGCGGGAGGGUAAGGACAGUCGCUCACACCGGGACCGACGUUCGGGCGCUGCAGGCCAUGGCUCGUCCUCUCGAGACGAGCAUGAGCCCAGACGUUCUACGCGUGAUCCGAGUGGCGGCCACCCCCGGGAGUCGCAGACAGGCGCGCUGCCUCCGAACAAUAGGGACGGCGCCCCCCGCGAUUCUCGUCAUCGAGGCGAUCGGGGUGAUAUGGGACCAGGAGGUCUCGUGGCGGAGGAGUGGAACGGGAGUGCCUCAAGGCACCAACGGAGCGGGCAGAGAGACUCUGUGCUCAGACCGCCGGACGAUCGUCGCGACCCGCGGGACAACAGCAGGAAACGGAGGAGUGAGGACGCGAACGGGUUCUCAGUGGAAAAGAGGCAGAGGCGUUAG